AUGGAACAUUCGUACAACUACUAUUCUGGUUAUAAUGGGACAGACCAGGCUUCUAGAGCUUAUAUCUUCCGUCCUAAUGCCACAUUUCCAAUAAAAUCUCAAGGGCAGAUUGGACCUAUCCCUAUAGAUGAUGGUGUUGGGAAAGAAAUAACAACUCUGAUCACAAGUGCCUUGAAGACAAACAAAACAUUCUAUACGGAUUCUAACAGGAAAGACUUCAUUAAAAGGGUUCGUGAUUUCAGAACAGAUUGGGAGCUGCAAGUGAAUGAACCAGUUGCUGGAAAUUAUUACCCAAUAAAUCUUAUGCUCAUUAUGAAGAUUCAUGUUGGAAUUGAAUUGAUUGUGGACAAGGGAGAAUUUCCUGAGCACCAAUGUGCAAAUGUUAUAGUGGCAAAUGAGUGGAUUUAUUUACCUUCAGAAACAAAUGUUGAAUGCCUCAAGUCAGACCUCGUGGAUUAUGUUCUCAAGCAUGGGAAUAAGAAAGAUAAUAUAUGCCAUUCUUGCUUUAAAAUAAAGGAUUGCCUGAUUAUUAUUGACCACACAUUUUCAAAAAUCAAGCUGCUUGUGUUGCAUAUACUAUCUAAGUGGGGUACAGAUUGUGAACUUCUUUCUACCUUGCUAGAAGCUGCUUUGCUUAUGGUGUCCAUGGAUGACAUGCGGGUCAUUGGUCAACAUGGUAGUUUCUUAUGGUGUCCAUGGAUGACAUAUGGGUCAUUGGUCAAGAUGAUAGUUGCUUAUUGUGUGAUGGUAUCACCCAUUGAUUACAUAUGGGUCAUUGGUCAACAUGUUGCUUAUGGUGUAAUGGUAUCACCCAUGGAUGACAUACGAGUCAUUGGUCAACAUGGUAGUUGCUUAUGGUAUCCAUGGAUGACAUACGAGUCAUUGGUCAACAUGGUAGUUGCAUAUGGUGUGAUGGUAUCACCCAUGGAUGACAUAUGGGUCAUUGGUUAA
This is a messenger RNA of Lactuca saligna, 951 nucleotides long. NCBI's taxonomy places the organism in Eukaryota, Viridiplantae, Streptophyta, Magnoliopsida, Asterales, Asteraceae. The record is from the annotation of a GenBank genome assembly.